AUGCCUGACACUUCCAAUUCACUUGGCCGCUAUGCUAAUAAAAUGCGGAGGCUUACUACCAACCAGCCUCGCAAACCCUGGCAUCAACGCACCAGGACUUGGUACAAGCUUUCAGCAGCUGACAAAGCUGUUUUGAAAGACAAACGGCUAACACACCGUGUUUCAUAUGCACAGGCACUCCAAGAGGCUCGCAACAUCGUAAAUGAACAAGCAAAGUUGCUACAUGAGAGAUUCGGCAAACACAGUGUCGAGUACUACUUUGGAGAACUUAUGCAGCGCGCUCGAGUAGCACAGUCAUCACGCAGCCCCACGCGGUGGAAUGCGUUUGUUCGCAAAGAAGUGAAACGCAUCAACGCUGAACGUCCUUCUGGCUCUCCAUCUGUCAAAGCCUCACAAUGCGUGAAAGAGCUUGCAUCACGUUGGAACAAUAUGACAAAGGCCGCACAAGAGGAGGAAACCAAUGAUGCAGUACAGUCACUCGAAGAAUUUCGUGAAAUGAAAAAUCUUGCUCUCCACAACGUGCCUUUAAAUGCUUUUCAAGAUGCUCGCUCUUUGAACGCUCGCACAGGUGUUGAAGUCUUGAUCAUCGCAACGCGCUCCAACCUCGAUCAUUUCAACCAGCCGCACCUCUUUCACACUCAACGAGCUGCAGAUUUUCUGGAUGCAUGCUACGGUACUUCAGCUAUGGAUGUUGCCUUGCGUAUGGAGGCCUUCUGCAUCGCUGGUGUCCAAGGUGUUGCAAAGACUCAUCUUCAAGAAGUUCUCGCUCUCAAGAAAGCCAUCAGUGUGCUAAUCCUGCAGAAACUUCAAGCUGAAGCUGCACCUUUCAAAGUCCCUCGUAUUUACUAUCAAAACUUCGACUCUUAUAUCACCGCCAAAUUCCAUAUCAUCCUCGAGAACUGGCCGCUCAGCAAGUUCUGCGCCCCAGGGGACAUCAGCUCACGGUCUGAAUUGACCGUGCUGCAUAAUGCAUGGCAGUCGGGAUUGGGAGGAUCAGCAUUCGAAGAAGCACUAAACGGCCGCACUGGAGACAGAGACGAAGCUGGACUUCCCAAUGGCAACGACAACACUUCCAACAGUGACAACAGUGUUUCCAACAGCGACAAUGGCACUUCGAACAACAACGACACUUCCAACAGCAACAAUGGCACUUCCAACGACAUUCCCAGCAGUGACAUUCCUCCCCCUACUACCAGCACCACUCCUCCAGAGACUCAAGCCCAAUUUCAUCAAGGAUCGAAGCGCAAGGCUCGUGCAACAGGUGUCAGCACUGUCACCACGACAAAUGGAAGUGGCAUUGCUGUGGAGAAGCGGGCACGCAAAGAGCGGUCAGACAAAGGCCAGAAGCGCGGUCCUCGCAAGAAACCAUGCACCAACGACAGCGGCAGUACUGCAAGCGCCAACGAGAGUGGAAGUACCCCAAGCGCCAACGACAGUGGAAGUGCCACAAGCGCCUCUGUCAGUUCUGUACACCAGACAAGCGCUAGCACUGACGGAAGCUCAGCAAGUGCUAUACCUCAGCCCUCUUGA
Molecule: messenger RNA, 1530 nt
Organism: Suillus paluster
Lineage: Eukaryota; Fungi; Basidiomycota; Agaricomycetes; Boletales; Suillaceae
Exons: 6
Coding region: 1-1530 (509 amino acids)
Source: RefSeq, a predicted model, not a curated record